Messenger RNA from Zophobas morio, 894 nucleotides. RefSeq lists its product as uncharacterized. The transcript is spliced from 8 exons. The coding region runs from base 248 to 865 and encodes 205 amino acids. Gene Ontology annotation, molecular function: protein binding. Lineage: Eukaryota; Metazoa; Arthropoda; Insecta; Coleoptera; Tenebrionidae. The record is from RefSeq and is a predicted model, not a curated record.
AAGAAAAAACAGAAAAGUAUGGAGCGUUGAAGAUGACGAUAAUGCCAUUCUUCCUUGUCCUAUUAAAAUUUUUGAUAUUCUUGAAAAUCAGUGCGUUGGGACUUUGAGCAAACAUACUGAGGAAGUUUUAUGCGUCGUUCCUUUCAUCUUUAAGAAUAGUAAUUAUCUACUAAGCGGAGGCCAAGAUGGGUCCAUAGUAAAGUGGUUUAUUAAAAAAGAUUGGAGUGCAUCUACUAAAUUAGAGAAAAUGGAAGAUGAAAUCAGUUGCAUGAUUUUUGCUAUCCAGUUUGUUCCUCGCAGCGGAAAUAAAUACUUUAUAGCCGCCUGCGAUCAUUCUUUAAAAAUUUUUGAUCUUGAAUCUCGAAAAGAAAUUGCGAAAUUUGACGAUCUUUAUUCGUGUUACUGCGAUGAUGUUCUUCCUGUAGUCUGCCCGAGCUUUAUAAAUUUUCCUCAGGAAGAAUCUCGACUGUGCACAUGCUAUUUAUUGACGCGUGGCGUUGAAGAUGUAAAUGAAGAUGGUUUAGCAAUUGAGGCCAACAAAGUCAUCUUGCAUAAAUUAUUACCUCCUGAAGAACCGAACGGAGAUUGGGCUUUACUUACUGAAAGAAUUUUCGAAGAUGAGCAUUACUAUGCAAACUCUUAUUUGUGCCGGCUUGCGACAAACGGCCUCUAUGUGGCAGCUCCCACUGUGACUGGCAGUGUUUUUAUAUGGAAUCUACUUUCUGGCCUAAAAACCGCAGUCAUAAAAGAGCCAAAUGCUGCCGAACGGGAAGUUAGAGACAUCUUGUUUCAUCCUUCAAGAAAUCUUUUAUUUAUAACUGGCGACGAUGGCAUCAUACGUGUUUACAAAUCAGAAAGUUUAUGAUUACUACAGCUUUAGAAAAAAGUAUACAA